CAGCAGUCGUGUUCGAGUUUCAUCCCGACACGCUCGAGCCGUACGGCCGAAGACUUUGCUGAGUCUCUAUGCGGGAUUAAAAUAAAAAGAUCUAAUGGAUCGAGCAAACGGCGUGCAGUCCGGAGAUGAACUGUUCAUGCUUUUUGGGGCAUUCCUGGCGAGAUUGCGAGACGCCGCCGUCGGCGCGAUGUCCCGAGCUAGUCAGAGGCUCCUGCAGGGUGUGGUCGCGUUCUCCGUGCUGGCGCUGCUCCUCUGGAUCAGCGCCUUUUUGUACGGGAGCUUCUACUUUUCCUACAUGCCCCUGGCUGCUUAUUCCACACCCGUGUACUAUUACUACAGGUCGGACUGUGACUCUCCGAACUCAUUUAUGUGCUCGUAUCCUGUAGCCAAUGUCUCCCUGAUGAAAAACAACAAACCUGUGUUGACAUUCGGCCAGGCCUAUCAAAUGACCCUCCAACUGGACAUGCCCGAGUCCGAGACCAACCAGGAGCUUGGCAUGUUCAUGAUCAGGACCACCUGCUUCGCCCGUGACGGAGCCCAAGUGGUGAUGUCCGCUCGUGCCGCAAGGCAGCUGCUGCCCGCCUCCAGCUCUCGCUUUAGCAUGCUGCGGUACAAGUCCAACCUUCUGAGGACCUUGUCAACGCUGCUGUUCUUCCCCAUGCUGAUGAGCGGAGCUGCUGAGCAGAAACAAGUUUUGGCGGUGGAGCUCUUCUCAGACUACACAGACGACCCAUACUCCCCCUCGGCCACGGCCCUCAUUGAGAUCCUAUCCAGCAAGGUGCAAAUCUACUCGUCCCAUCUUUAUAUCCAUGCUCGGUUCUCUGGUGUAAGUUUCAGAUCCAAAACGAAACGCAGUGGACGAGGUUUUCCAUGGAAGCUGUUCCCCUUCUCCAGGUACUUCCUGUUCAACUUCCCACUGCUGUCAGCUGUCGUGGGCAUGUCCAGUAACUUGAUCUUCCUCUGCGUCCUCGUGGUCUUCAGCUACAUGAGGCUGCUGUUGGGCAGACCGGUACGGGCCCAAAUCAAUACAGCGGGCAGGUUGGGAAAUGGUGGCAACCACGAUACGCCUACAUAAGAAGUUUCAGCUCUGCAUGAACAGACUCCUCGGCAGAAGAACACAAUAUGUGCACAAAUUGAAAAUCAAUGUCCGCCCCCC
This is a messenger RNA of Syngnathoides biaculeatus (alligator pipefish), 1156 nucleotides long. Its product is annotated as seipin-like. The coding region runs from base 95 to 1075 and encodes 326 amino acids. The record is from RefSeq and is a predicted model, not a curated record. Gene Ontology annotation, cellular component: endoplasmic reticulum membrane. The transcript has 9 exons. NCBI's taxonomy places the organism in Eukaryota, Metazoa, Chordata, Actinopteri, Syngnathiformes, Syngnathidae. Gene Ontology annotation, biological process: lipid storage; lipid droplet organization.